AUGAUUCAAGACUGUCAGGAAGAUGCUUGCAUUCUCUACGCACGUGAUAUCAAGACCCCUUUGGUACCAAUACAUGUGAAGAUGUGUGAAGCAACUCUCUUCAGCCACAAUCACGAGGCUUGUUAUAUAUGUUCAGUGGAUCCCCGUGGUUGCAUGCAAGUCCAUAAUGAUGUGCAAGGUCUCCUAGAUAGAAAGGAACUUGAGGUUACAAGGGAAAUCAAGAGCAAAAGUGUCUGUGUUGUCACUCCGGUAUUCAGAGCUAGGAGGCCGCUUGUGAUAAACCCUAACAGUGCAAAGCCCGUUGGCACUCCUCUAGUAAUCUGUGUGCCUAGGCAUGUACCUCCUUCCUCUCAGAAAGCCGUACCUUACAAGUAUGAAGGCACAAUUCUAGAACUCGGAAGUGAAACGACUUCAUCCUCUGCUGUGGACAAUUUUUCCGAGAGUAGUCGGAUUUUGAGAAGCGGUCGCAUCCUUCCUACUGUGGGUCAGAACAACGCUAGUAUUCCAGUCGAAGAAACAGUAAAAGAACAUAACACAGGUAAAGGUAAAGCUGGGGAGCAGCCCAAAGAAGUUGACUAUGAGGAUGCUGAUGAAGUCUUAAAGCUGAUCAAGAUGAGCAAAUACAGGGUGGUGGACCAGUUGUUACAAACCCCUGCCAAAAUUUCCAUAAUGUCCUUGUUAUCGAGCUCUAGUGCUCAUCGGGAUGCCUUGAAGAAACUCGAAAGUAUUGUGGGGAAUGUGACCGUGUGUAACAGUCUGAGCUUCAGUGGUGAAGACCUCCCGGCGGAGGGGAAGGAGCACGAUCAGGCAUUAUUCAUAUCUGUACUUUGCAAAACAGACUCCUUAUCCAAUGUUCUGAUAGACACCGGCUCUGCUCUUAAUGUGAUGCCCAAAUUAACUCUCGACCAAUUGACAUAUUCUGAGGCUCUCUUGAGGCCCAGUAAGGUGAUGGUGAGGGCGUUUGAUGGGACCAGAAUAUCAGUAUAUGGUGAGAUAGAUUUGCCAAUCUCAGUCGGCCCACAUGAGUUUCAGGUUACUUUUCAAGUCAUGGAGAUCCAGGCUUCUUUCAGCUGCUUACUUGGCAGACCAUGGAUUCAUGACGCUGGGACAGUGACAUCCACUCUCCACCAGAAGUUGAAGUUUGUAAGUCAUGGAAAGCUAAUUACUGUGAGUGGUGAGUCAGCCUUUUUGAUCAGCAAUCUGUCUGCUUUCUCUGUUAUUGGUGGUAAUAGUUCAGACGGGUCGUCAUUCCAAGGGUUCUUUGCCGAAGAAAGUGUAGGUAAGAUUGAGACUUGUAUGACUUCGUUGAAAGACGCCCAGAGGGUAAUUCAGGAAGGCAAAACCGAAGGUUGGGGUCAGCUAGUGGAAUUACCAAAAAACAAGCGCAAAGAAGGAAUUGGUUUUCCUAACAGCAAGCCUAGGAUGUUCGACCCUACCAAAGGCUCUUUCCACAGUGCCGGAUUCAUCCAUGAUUCGCUAGAGACCAAUGCAAUUACAGAUGAUGCGCCUGAAGGAGUGGUACCUGUCUUUAUGACACCUGGAGGAGCCUGCUGCAACUGGAUUGCUGUAGACAUUCCUUCUGCGAUACCCCGUUCUAAACUGAACAUAAAUGAGCCUGUUGAACACAGUAACCCCAUGCUUCCUCCCAACUUUGAGGCCCCGGUUUACGAGGCUAUAGUAGAGGAGGAUGAGGAGAUUCCUGAUGAGAUUAAAUGGAUGUUGGAACAAGAAAGAAAGACAAUUCAACCUCAUCAGGAAGAGAUAGAAAUCAUCAAUCUGGGUACUGAGGAAGACAAGAAAGAAAUCAAGAUCGGGGCAUUGUUGGAGGUAUCUGUCAAGAAGAGGAUAAUUGAGCUUCUCAGAGAGUAUAAUGAUAUAUUUGCAUCGUCAUACAAGGACAUGCCGGGUCUAGACCCUGAUGUUGUGGAACACAUACUGCCUUUGAAGCCUGAGUGUCUUUCAGUAAAGCAGAAAUUGAGAAGAUCUCAUCCCGAUAUGGCCCUCAAGAUCAAAGAGAAAGUGCGAAAGUAG
Medicago truncatula (barrel medic) is the source of this 2031-nucleotide messenger RNA. RefSeq lists its product as uncharacterized. The coding region runs from base 1 to 2031 and encodes 676 amino acids. The transcript has 3 exons. The record is from RefSeq and is a predicted model, not a curated record. NCBI's taxonomy places the organism in Eukaryota, Viridiplantae, Streptophyta, Magnoliopsida, Fabales, Fabaceae.